AUGUCCAAUCUCGAACGUUCUCGUGAGAAGCAAACCUUGGUCCAAGAUGUCGGCGAUAAAGUCUCUGAAUCCGAAAGCCGAAGUUGCUAGGGCUUCACAGGCCCUUGCUGUCAAUAUAAGUGCAGCAAAAGGUCUUCAAGAUGUCCUUCGCACCAAUCUCGGCCCAAAGGGUACCAUGAAAAUGCUUGUGUCCGGAGCUGGAGACAUCAAGCUGACGAAAGAUGGAAAUGUUCUGUUACAUGAGAUGCAAAUCCAGCACCCUACCGCCUCCCUGAUUGCAAGAGUGGCCACUGCUCAAGAUGACAUCACAGGGGAUGGCACAACGUCCAACGUCCUCAUCAUCGGAGAGCUGCUUAAACAGGCUGAUCUCUACAUAGCAGAGGGACUACAUCCUCGUCUGAUCACCGAGGGGUUCGAACUGGCCAGAAACAAGUCUUUGGAGGUUUUGGAUGAGGUGAAGAUUGAGCGCACAAUUGACCGUGACACGCUGGUGCAGGUGGCACGCACAUCUCUCAGGACCAAGGUGCACCAGGAGCUGGCUGAUCUGCUCACAGAGCAUGUUGUUGAUGCUGUGCUGGCCAUCAAGCGCCCAAAUGAGGCCAUUGACCUCCACAUGGUGGAGAUCAUGGAGAUGCAACACAAGACUGACAUGGACACGACGUUUGUGCGGGGCCUAGUCAUGGAUCAUGGAUCUCGUCACCCCGAUAUGAAGAAGCGAGUUGAAGACGCCUACAUUCUCACCUGCAACGUCUCACUGGAGUAUGAAAAGACCGAGGUGAACUCUGGUUUCUUCUAUAAGAGUGCUGCGGAGAGAGAGAAGCUGGUAGAGGCAGAGAGAAGGUUCAUUGAUGAUCGGGUCAGGAAGAUCAUUGAGCUGAAGACCAAAGUGUGCAAAGGGAACGACAAGGGAUUUGUUGUCAUCAACCAAAAGGGAAUUGAUCCUCUGUCACUGGAUAUGUUUGCCAAGGAGGGCAUUGUGGGCCUGCGUCGGGCCAAGAGGAGAAACAUGGAGAGACUUGCCCUGGCAGUAGGUGGGACAGCUAUGAACUCCGUGGAUGACCUGACACCGGAUGCACUAGGCCAUGCUGGACUCAUGUAUGAACAUGUGCUGGGGGAACAGAAGUACACCUUUGUGGAGGAUUGCAAGAACCCACAGUCUGUCACCAUUCUCAUCAAGGGACCCAACAAACACACACUGACGCAGAUCAAAGACGCUGUCCGAGAUGGGCUCCGUGCUGUCAAGAAUGCCAUUGAGGACAACUGUGUGCUGCCUGGAGCUGGAGCCUUCGAGAUUGCAGCCUUCCAGGAACUCAUGAAGUUCAAGGACACUGUCAAAGGACGAGCACGUCUAGGUAUCCAGGCGUUUGCCGAGGCUCUGCUGAUCAUCGUGAAGGUUCUCGCCCAGAACUCGGGCCUUGAUCCCCAGGAGGCCAUUGUCAAACUGCAGCAGGAGUACCUGGGUCCUAAACAGGCAGUGGGACUGGAUAUCAAGACAGGGGAGGCAGUCAUACCAGCUGAUUUAGGAAUACUCGACAACUUCCGGGUGAAGAAACAACUACUGCAUUCAUGUACUGUGAUAGCCACCAAUCUUCUACUGGUCGACGAGAUUAUGCGAGCCGGCAUGUCUUCCCUCAAGGGAGACUAACACGACCAUGUGCUGGUCCUAAUGUGCUGCUUGUCCUAAUGUGCUGCUUGUCCUGUGUCAUCUUAUAGUGCUUCACCACGGAACUUCAUUCUGUCUUCAUUGUUAAGUCAUAAUUUUGGCAAAUACUGAACUGUGCAGUCAUUAAAUUCUUUUUGGUUGUCACGUUGAUUAUCCUGCUCCAGUGCUAUCAGUAUGUUCUGUUUUAACAUGACUGUGCCUGACAAAAUUUGUGAACCAAUUUCCAGGAACAGAAUGAGGUUACGUAAAGAUCUGUGAUGUGUUUGUCUCUUUUUCAUAUGCCCAAAUAAACAAUCUUGCUAA
Messenger RNA from Haliotis rufescens (red abalone), 1966 nucleotides. RefSeq names its product T-complex protein 1 subunit zeta-like. The record is from RefSeq and is a predicted model, not a curated record. Bases 47 to 1645 code for a protein of 532 amino acids. Gene Ontology annotation, biological process: protein folding. Gene Ontology annotation, cellular component: chaperonin-containing T-complex. The transcript is spliced from 15 exons. Gene Ontology annotation, molecular function: ATP binding; ATP-dependent protein folding chaperone; ATP hydrolysis activity. Lineage: Eukaryota; Metazoa; Mollusca; Gastropoda; Lepetellida; Haliotidae.